GCUCCCGCACCCCUGCAGGAGCGCCCUGCGAAGAAUCCAGAGGCCCGCGAGCCUGCGCCGAACCAGGACGAGGCACCGGCCCGGAAGCCUGGGACUUUGUCCCUCGAGGAGCUCCUGCAAAGAAGCCGCGCUAAGCCACUCGCUGGGCGCCUGUCCAG
This is a messenger RNA of Symbiodinium sp. CCMP2456, 158 nucleotides long. Lineage: Eukaryota; Dinophyceae; Suessiales; Symbiodiniaceae. The record is from the annotation of a GenBank genome assembly.